UUGAUUUACAUUCGCGCCGCCAGGCGGAUUGCGGCCCAAAACGCGGCGUUGCUCGACCAACUGCGCAGCGCCGCCGAGACGGCCUAUGCCGACGACCGGGCGAUGCUGCUGGACGUGAUGAAAGCCCUGUCACAGUCCGGGCAACUUCGCUAUGACGCACUCCUCCUGGACGAGUUGGAGUUGACCGAGAUCACCCGCCUGAACGGCCUGCUCAACCGUCUCCCGCAGUCGGCGGUUGGCGAGAUUGCCCCGCCGCCCCUCCAGCCGCUGCCGGACAGCCUCGAAGACCUCUACCAACUGGCCGCCGCGCAUCAGGAAGACAUCCGUAUUGCCGAGCAAGGCGUGAGCCGGGCCGAGUCGCAGGUCGAUCUGGCGCGCUACCACUACUACCCGGAUUUCAAUGUGGGACUGUUUUACGCCUCGAUCGGCGAUCCGGAUACCCCCCAGCGGCCGCCGCAGGCAGGCAGGGACGCCCUGGGCGUACGGCUUGGCCUGACCUUGCCGCUGUGGAUCGGCAAAAACCAGGGCCGCGUCAAUCAGGCGCGCGCUGAACGGGCCAGGGCGGAGGCACUGCGGCAGGGCCGCGUCAACGCCUCGCGCACCGACAUCCACGUGGCCUAUUUUCGCCUGCAGAACGCCCAACGCUUGGUCGAACUUUACCAGACCGACCUACUUCCGCAGGCGGCGAGCGCCCUGGAAACCACCGAGGCCUGGUUUCGCGAGGGAUACGCCGAGUUCACCGACCUCAUCGAGGCCCAGUCGACCUGGUACAACUUUCAGUUGACGCUGGCCAGGGCUCAGGCUGACUAUGGCAAAAACUUCGCGCGCCUGGAGGCACUGGUGGGGCAUCCCUUGACGCCGCAGGGGCCGCCGACAGCCGCACCCCAUGAAGGGAGGCCAGGCCCAUGA
Molecule: messenger RNA, 909 nt
Organism: Geodia barretti
Lineage: Eukaryota; Metazoa; Porifera; Demospongiae; Tetractinellida; Geodiidae
Source: the annotation of a GenBank genome assembly